GGAAAUAUUUUAACAAGGAAGUAAAACUCUUUACAGAACUUCAGUUUAAAUGCAGACUCGUCCAGUAAAGGAACAAAUGGCGUACCAUCUCUGAACAUGACAUAAACCAAUAUGUAUAUUUGGCUUAAUAUACUAUUCUUGUUUGCAUUUAUUCCUUACGUGUUACCAAGUGGUUUUCGAGGAGGAUUGCUUUCGUGGACGGCUGUAGAUGAAACAGAGAUACUCAUCAGCCAUCGGGUAUCCUAUGAGAACUCCUAUUGUUCUACUGCUGAGAGAACCGAUACAUUGCAAUGUAAUAGUGGGUGUUAUGGCAGUGUUAUAUUGGCUUCGAACUGCACAAGGAACAGCCCCUCUGAGAAUUGGGCGGAUUUUGAAGGAGUCACCACAUUUAAUAUCACAAACAAAGCAUCAACGACCUUGGAAUUAAUAUUUGCUGGGAGCGCUUGGAUGUCUUUGAAUGGACCUACAUCUGCUGGUUCAUGUAGCCUUAAAAUGACUGCAGAUGUAAGUCAACGAAUUGAUACAGGAUCAAUAAACCACUCACCUGUAUCGUCUAUGAGUUCAACUUUAGUUUUGUUCCAAUCUUGUUUGACAUCUGAAACUAACAUCCCAGUAACGGACGCCGACGGAGAUGUUGUUCGCUGUCGCUUUGCAGCAGGACCAGACGAAUGUGACUCUGUUUGUGGAAACCAUAUUUCAUCUCUGAUAUUAAAUGAGUUGUCCUGUUCGUUUACUGUCGGCAACCUAAGUAAUGUGCCUACUGGGAAAUACGCCAUGGCUCUACAGAUAGAAGAUUUCAUAAACACGUCAUCCACUGUUCCAUUAAGCAAUGUCCCUUUACAAUUUGUCAUUCAUGUGGACUCUGCCAACCCAAUCACCUUCAUAUCACCAACACCGUCCGAUGGGUCUAUCCUACUAUUUACAACUGUUUCGUUACAGUUUAUUGCAAAGGCCCGAGUACAAUGCACAAGUGUUGAAGUAACCAAAUUCAAUAUUACAUCACAGCUGCAUUUCACGAUGUCGGGCAUUACACAACCUACGGAUACGCCAGAUGAGUUUGAGGUCACUGUGUCACUUGGGUCUGUUACCAAAGAUAGUAUUGGAACCCAUCAACUGUGCUUUGCAGCAGAAGCAACAAAUGGACUGUCCUCAGAAUGGAGAUGUGUUACGGUGAACAUUACAGAUACUGAUGACUGCUUCCCGGAUCCCUGUCAAAACUACGGAAACUGUACAGACCUGGUCAACGACUACCACUGCGAUUGUGUUCCUGGAUUUAAUGGGACAGACUGUGAAAACGAUAUCGAUGACUGCACACCAUUACCAUGUCAAAAUAACGGAACCUGUUCAGACCUGGUCAACGACUACCACUGUGAUUGUGUCGCAGGAUUCAAUGGAACAAAUUGCACAAACAAUAUUGAUGACUGCUCACCGGAUCCCUGUCAAAACAACGGAACCUGUACAGACCUGGUCAACGACUACCACUGCGAUUGUGUUCCUGGAUUUAAUGGGACAAACUGUGAAAACGAUAUCGAUGACUGCCAAGCAGAACCUUGUCAAAACAAUGGAACCUGUACAGACCUAGUCAACGACUACCAAUGUGUUUGUAUUGCAGGAUUCAAUGGAACAAAUUGUGAAAACAAUAUUGACGAGUGUUCCCAAGGUCCCUGUCAAAACAAUGGAUCUUGUACAGACCUGGUCAACGACUACUAUUGCGAUUGUGUUCCUGGAUUCAAUGGAACAAAUUGUGAAAACAUGAUCAAUGAGUGCUUGCCAGGUAUUUGUCUAAACAACGGGACUUGUACAGACCUUGUGAAUGACUACCAGUGCGACUGCGUUUCUGGAUUUAAUGGAACAAAUUGUGAAAAUAGUACGUACAGCUAAUCCUAGUCUCAGUACAUGUACAUUGUAUUUGUUGAAGAUGAAAGGGCUUUAAAGUUUGAUUCAGUUUUUGUAUGUACCUUGCUCUUCAUUUUGGUCCGUUUAACAUUUUGAAUGCUGGCUUUGGUUGGUGAGAAGAUUUUCAAAACGAGGUAUGGAAGAUGUGGCAUUUGUAUUUUUUAGCUUGAGUGAGUAGAUUCCGUUAACGGCAUCCUGUCAGAUAUCGUCGAGUGUAAAACACAGUCAUGUCAAAACAGAGGAACUUGUAAAGAUCUGUAGCCCUUUUCACAAAAAUGCUUAAGAUUUUGCGUAAGUUUUUGACUUAAGAAAUUCGUAAGUCAAUUCUUAAGUGCUUUUCACAAACGCAUUCGUAAGUAAAAAAAAAUAUU
Molecule: messenger RNA, 2267 nt
Organism: Magallana angulata
Lineage: Eukaryota; Metazoa; Mollusca; Bivalvia; Ostreida; Ostreidae
Exons: 13
Coding region: 112-1881 (589 amino acids)
Biological process (GO): Notch signaling pathway
Molecular function (GO): calcium ion binding; Notch binding
Source: RefSeq, a predicted model, not a curated record